This is a messenger RNA of Microstroma glucosiphilum, 1180 nucleotides long. RefSeq names its product putative serine/threonine protein phosphatase 4 catalytic subunit. Gene Ontology annotation, cellular component: nucleus; cytoplasm. Lineage: Eukaryota; Fungi; Basidiomycota; Exobasidiomycetes; Microstromatales; Microstromataceae. The record is from RefSeq and is a predicted model, not a curated record. Gene Ontology annotation, biological process: double-strand break repair via homologous recombination; peptidyl-serine dephosphorylation. The coding region runs from base 1 to 918 and encodes 305 amino acids. Gene Ontology annotation, molecular function: protein serine/threonine phosphatase activity. The transcript is spliced from 5 exons.
AUGGGUCUCAGCCUAUAUCUCCAACUCGCACAAUUACAGCGCUGUGAGCCCCUCUCCGAAUCACAAGUGCGCUCUCUCUGUCUCAAGGCGAGGGAGAUACUCGUAGAGGAGUCCAAUGUACAACAUGUGGAUGCGCCAGUGACCAUUUGUGGAGAUAUUCAUGGACAAUUUUGGGACCUCUUGCAAUUGUUUGAGGUAGGGGGAAGGUGUCCGGAGACGAAUUACCUAUUCAUGGGCGACUUCGUGGACCGCGGCUUCUACAGCGUCGAGACCUUCCUGCUCCUCCUCCUCCUCAAGGUCCGCUACCCAGACCGCAUCACCUUGAUCCGCGGCAAUCACGAAUCGCGGCAGAUCACUCAAGUGUAUGGAUUCUACGACGAGUGUAUGCGCAAAUAUGGUAAUGGAAACGUGUGGAGAUACUGCUGCGAGGUAUUCGAUUACCUGGCAUUGGCGGCCGUGGUGGAUGGGAGGAUAUUGGCCGUACAUGGUGGGCUGAGUCCGGGGGUAUCGAGCGUGGAUCAGAUCCGAGCCAUUGACAGGAAACAAGAAGUGCCGCACGACGGAGCCAUGUGCGACCUCCUCUGGAGUGAUCCAGACGACAUUACCGGCUGGGGCAUGUCCCCUCGAGGCGCCGGUUUCCUCUUCGGAAAGGACGUCACCCAAACCUUCACCCACAACAAUGAUCUAGACCUAAUAGCUCGAGCUCAUCAAUUGGUCUUGGAGGGUUACAAGGUCAUGUUUGAAGAUACCAUUGUGACGGUUUGGUCUGCUCCCAAUUACUGCUAUCGGUGUGGGAAUGUGGCGUCGGUGAUGAAGGUGGACGAGGCGGGGAAUAGGAGCUUUGGUGUAUUUGAGGCGGCUCCGCAGGAGGUGAAUGGCGUGCCGGCCAAGAGACCAGCACCGGAGUACUUCCUGUAGCAGCCUCUCGACUCAUACCCUCCUCCCCCCCACCCUUUCUCCUCCAAGAUACCAUUCCACAAGUCUCCGGUUGCGGGUUGGGGCAGCCGCCUUGGAACGUUUCACUCCUCAAAGAGAAGGAUGUGCGGAGCGAUCCUCGGCUUGUCUUCUCUCCGUAUGCCGAUGCCACACUAGCUGUAUUUGUACCAGAAUCGACGCAACCCUGAAUGGGCAUCACUGCAUCCCCUUGCCUUGUGUGUAGUCUUGCUUGCUGGCUGAUCUC